ACAUGGGAGCUGCGACAGGCAGUCUAACUGUUCCUGUUUUGCAGGUGUGGGCUAGGUAUAUAGGUGAAGCUGACGAAGUGUAGACAUGGGAUGUUUAGUUCAGUUUUUAAUUAUAUUCUUUAUACAAAGAAUUUCUGCCAUCUCUAAUGAACGACAAGCAAUCAUUAAAAGUACAUUGGAUCGUUUAUUAGAGGAAGAUUACGAUAUUCGGUUACGUCCACAAUAUGGCGCCGAUCCGCUGUCAGUUGGGAUGAGCAUUCAAGUUGCCAGCAUUGACAGUGUGUCAGAAGUUAACAUGGAUUAUACAUUGACGCUUAACUUCCAACAAUCGUGGAGGGACGAGCGCCUUGCGUUUGAUGGACUUAACCUAAAUCUAACAUUGGACAACAGGGUAGUGGACAAAAUAUGGGUACCGGACACCUACUUUGUUAACGACAAGAAGUCUUAUAUCCACACGGUUACGAGAAGCAAUAAGAUGUUACGUAUUGAAGAAGAUGGGACGAUAUUUUACGGGCUCAGAGUGACAACAGACCUAGCGUGUAUGAUGAACUUGAGACGUUAUCCAAUGGACGAACAGAACUGCACGCUUGAGAUUGAGAGCUACGGUUAUACAACUGAUGAUAUUCGUUUCCAUAUGCUGGGGGACAUUGGGGUGACGGGAGUUGAAAACUUGAAGCUGGCUCAAUUCAAAGUCACAAACUCCAGGCUUUUGAUAAAAAACAUUACUUUUGCUACAGGAUCUUAUCCACGAGUGUCGUUAAGUUUUCUCUUGAAACGAAACAUUGGUUUCUUUAUAUUGCAAACAUACCUACCAUGCUCGCUUAUUACAAUUCUGAGUUGGGUUUCAUUUUGGAUCAACCACGAAGCGACGGCCGCUCGCGUUGCGUUGGGUAUUACCACCGUGCUUACUGUGACAACAAUCAGUACAAACGUUCGGCAAUCUCUUCCAAAGAUCCCCGACAUCAAAGCGCUUGAUGUUUAUCUGAUUUGUUGUUUUGUCUUCGUGUUCCUCGCCCUGCUGGAAUACGCGAUGGUCAAUUGUACGUAUUACGGCAACAUGGCCCGACAGACGAAGGCAAAACUUCGGCGGAAGCUUACAGAAGCCCUCGAGGCAGAAGAAUCAGCAAAAUCUGCGAACUUCGCCGCCCAAUUUAGUGGAGGUUCAAAAGAAACAAUACGUUAUUGUGACGAAGAGUCCACGUCGCCGGGUUCAAUUCACCAGAUAGCUGCCGGGUGGUCGGACAAUGAGGAAAAUGCGAUCCGACAUAUUUCUACUUGUCCACAUGCAAAUCACGCGCGCCCUCUACCGACAAGACGUAGGAACGUGGGAUUUAAUGUCGCGACACAGGGCCGGGCACGCGGUAUGCACAACGCCGCGAAUGGCAAACGUAGAGGGCAGCCAAGCAGGAACUCCGUUGGAAAGAAAAGAAAGGGUUACGCAUCUCGGGCAAAGAAAUCUCUGUCGGCUUUGAAAGUUCCUAAGAUAAGCGACGUCAGCAUUAUAGACAAAGUGGCAAGAGUGGCGUUCCCAGCGUCUUUCGCAAUUUUUAACUUUGUCUACUGGACCUACUACAUUUUCUUUUGAGUUGCCAUCACAGUGGGUCUUAUUUUUAAUUGGGCGGAUUCCUCGUCACCUUACAGUUGCUCCACAGGCGUAUGAGGUUCUGGUCGGUAGAAAAUCUGCUAUGGAACCUUCGCGAACACGAGCGCCGUCUAACGGAUGUAAAUACAAUUAAAAUGAACUAUAUUCCAUUUGACUCUGAAUCGAAUUGCUCGUAAAUGUGAAUUAAAUUUACUGUUAAAUGUUUAUUUUGUUAAUAUACUUUAAUUUUUAUCAUUUAAAUUAAGGUUAGCGUUAACGGUAUAUCAAUACGUCUUAUUUUACUUACCGUAAACACUGAAUACAAACUUUAUUCAUCAA
Molecule: messenger RNA, 1921 nt
Organism: Ciona intestinalis (vase tunicate)
Lineage: Eukaryota; Metazoa; Chordata; Ascidiacea; Phlebobranchia; Cionidae
Source: RefSeq, a predicted model, not a curated record